This is a messenger RNA of Mesocricetus auratus (golden hamster), 2552 nucleotides long. It is a transcript of the gene Mbd4, whose product is annotated as methyl-CpG binding domain 4, DNA glycosylase. Lineage: Eukaryota; Metazoa; Chordata; Mammalia; Rodentia; Cricetidae. The transcript has 8 exons. Gene Ontology annotation, biological process: DNA repair. Gene Ontology annotation, molecular function: DNA binding; pyrimidine-specific mismatch base pair DNA N-glycosylase activity. The record is from RefSeq and is a predicted model, not a curated record. The coding region runs from base 239 to 1951 and encodes 570 amino acids. Gene Ontology annotation, cellular component: nucleus.
CUCGCGAUUGGUCAGUGAAGACUGGAGGGGCGGGGCUUCUCGCCGACGGAGGGUGUGAUUGGCGGGGCCCUGGCCAUGGCGGCUGUAGCUCAAGCGGCGGCGGGAAGGCAGCGCUGGGGACUGACGGAGUCUCCUGUCACUCUUUGGAUCCCACCCACUGUUUUGAGCCGAGUUCAACUUCCACUCCGCCUCUCAGCCUGGAGCUGCAGCUGCGGCCCGGUGAACCACAGCCACAGGGAUGGAGAGCCCAAACCUUGGGGACAUCUCAGUCCCCUCCAUCACCCCUAGAAAGAACCUAGUUCCAGACCCGCCUUGGGACCUCUGCAAGGAGGAUGUUGCUGUUGGACUGGGAAGAGUAGAAGAUGAAACGGAACUUGUGAUAAGCAGUGAGUGUAGCUCCCUUCUCCAGGAACCUGCUGCCUCUACUCCAGUUAGUGGUACUGCAGUGACAGAAUGCCACAAGCCCAUCGCAUGUGGAUGGGAGAGAGUUGUGAAGCAGAGGCUGUCUGGGAAAACCGCAGGAAGAUAUGAUGUAUACUUCAUCAGCCCACAAGGACUAAAGUUCAGAUCAAAACGUUCACUUGCUAAUUAUCUUCUUAAAAAUGGAGAGACUUUCCUUAAGCCUGAAGAUUUUGGUUUUUCUGUGUCAUCAAAAGGGGGCAUCAGGUCAGGUUAUAAAGACCAAAGCUCGGCAGUUCUGACUUCCCAGCAGCCAGAAGAAAUCGACAUUUCAAACCGGAACCUCAGGACACGAAGCAGUGGUAAUUCAGAGUCUCCAGGUAGCAGCAGACUGUCUAACUGUGCUUUGCUACUGAAAGAUGAACACAUUCAUGAUGCUGACCCUGGGGAGAUGAGAAUGCCCAAAAGAAAGGUGGCCGUUGGGAAAGGAACUGGAAGUGAGCAAACCAAGCAAAGGUGCAGAAAGAGUCUCUCAGAUUCUGCUCAAAGUAACAGAAAAAGAGAAUCUGUGAUUCAAAAGGCAGGCACUGAAAGUGAGCUGGUCCCACAGGAUCGUCAGCCCAGUGGGACCCUCUGCCCUGCGGAGGCCUCCCGUGCAAGCCAGGAGCCUGUGAGCUUGACUGGGGAGGGAGAGGGCCUGGGGAAGGAAAAGCCACCCGGUCCAGGACCAGAUCUUCACUCCACACAAGUAACUCCUGGCGUCACAAACAAAUUACAUUCACCUGAAGAAGCAGGUGAUCCGAAGCGUGAGCAGACUGUUUUAGAAGUAGAGGAAAUCAGAUCGAAGGGAGACCAAGCUGGGGAGGCGCAGUUGCAUAUCGACGUUUUACAGGGCUCUGAAACGCCCAGCUGCUCACAAGCCAAGAAGCACUUUCCGUCUGAGACAUUUCCAGAAGACAACAUCCCACGAACACAAGUAGAAAAAAGGAAAACAAGCCUGUAUUUUUCCAACAAGUACAACAAAGAAGCUCUUAGUCCCCCAAGACGAAAAGCCUUCAAGAAAUGGACUCCUCCUCGAUCACCUUUUAAUCUUGUUCAAGAAACUCUUUUCCAUGAUCCGUGGAAGCUCCUCAUUGCCACUAUAUUUCUCAAUCGGACCUCAGGCAAGAUGGCCAUCCCUGUGCUUUGGGAGUUUCUAGAGAAGUACCCUUCAGCUGAGGUGGCCCGAACUGCUGACUGGAGGGAUGUGUCAGAACUUCUUAAGCCUCUUGGUCUCUAUGAUCUCCGUGCAAAAACCAUUAUCAAGUUUUCAGGUGUAGGGAAGGGGACUUCCGUGAGGCUGACCACAUGUGUGGGGUGUGUAUCUUCAGAUGAAUAUCUGACGAAGCAGUGGAGGUAUCCGAUUGAGCUUCAUGGGAUUGGUAAAUAUGGCAACGACUCCUACCGGAUCUUUUGUGUCAAUGAGUGGAAGCAGGUGCACCCUGAAGACCACAAGUUAAAUAAAUACCAUGACUGGCUUUGGGAAAAUCAUGAAAAAUUAAGUCUGUCCUAAAGGCGCCUGUUUGAAGGUUUUUAUGCAUUGCUCUGUGCUUCCUUUUCUAAGAGCUGCUGGUGGACAGUGAACUCCCUUCCCAGGCAUGUAGAUUUUUUUCAGUUUGUUAGAAGUCAGUGUGUGUCCUAAGCCUCUGCCACAAGUAGAUCUUUGUCAGUGAGUGUUGUUGACAUAUUUUAAAUUUGAAAAGGUAACUGUUGGGUAAUGGUCCUAAAAGUGUGUUGUUUUUCCAGUGAUGAACAAUGUGUUGGUGCUCGGCGCCAGUUAUCAGCACUCCUGCUGAAGAAAAACUAAACGUGUGUUCUUUUCCUGUACAAAGUGAUAUUAGGCUGUACAAUUGUCAUAUGAAGAAAGAGCCUGCCAUUCUUAUGGAUAUCCCAGUGUUAUAAUUAAAUAGUGAGACAUUUACCUUAGAAAGAAACCAAAUAGAAACUUAAUUGACCAACACAUAGUAAUACACACUUGUAAUCCCAGCACUCAGGAGACUAAGGCAGGAGGAUAGAAAGUUGACCGCUAGGCUAUACUACAUAAAGAGAGACUCUGUCUCAACAAACAAACAGGGCAGAGAAGUGGUUUAAUAAAUAAAGUUACCUGAAUCCCA